CCCUAUAGUCGAGAAGCUAAGGUCUAAUGUUAUACCACCGCUUUGUUUCGCCCUCAGUUUCGGGAUUCAUCCUGAAGGCUUUCCGACAGGCUCCUUAGUAAGACGGCACUCGAUUGAAUCGGUCUGUCUCUACGUCCAAGUAGGCGGGUUCACCGCAGGGUACAAAGCCAAAGAGAAAAGACCUUAGUGCGCACGCGCAGUAGGCAGCCGAGGGAGCCACCGAUGGAGCAGUCCGGAGGGGAGCAAGAGCCCGGAGCCGUCAGGCUUCUGGACCUUCCCUGGGAAGACGUGCUACUCCCUUACGUCCUGAGCCGGGUACCGCUGCGCCAGCUACUUCGGCUGCAGCGAGUCAGCCGGGCCUUCCGGGCACUAGUGCAGCUGCACCUUGCGGGGUUGCGCCGCUUUGACGCUGCUCAGGUGGGUCCGCAUAUCCCGCGGGCCGCAUUGGCCUGGCUGCUGCGGGACGCCGAGGGGUUACAGGAGCUGGCGCUGGCGCCGUGUCACGAAUGGCUGUCGGACGAGGAUCUGGUGCCGGUGCUGGCGCGGAAUCCGCAGCUGCGGAGUGUGGCGCUGGCCGGCUGCGGACAACUGAGCCGCCGCGCGCUGGGGGCGCUGGCCGAAGGCUGCCCCCGCCUGCAGCGCCUGUCUCUUGCGCACUGUGACUGGGUAGACGGUCUGGCACUGCGCGGCCUCGCCGACCGCUGUCCAGCCCUUGAGGAGCUGGACCUCACCGCCUGCCGUCAGCUCAAGGAUGAGGCCAUAGUGUACCUGGCGCAGAGGCGCGGCGCGGGCCUCCGCAGCCUCUCGCUGGCGGUCAAUGCCAAUGUGGGGGACGCCGCCGUCCAGGAAUUGGCUCGAAACUGCCCGGAACUCCAGCACCUCGACUUAACCGGCUGCCUCCGCGUGGGAAGCGACGGCGUCAGUCUCACCCCGCUCCUCCCCCAGGACAUUGGCUGAGUACUGCCCUGUGCUACGCUCGCUGCGGGUGCGGCACUGCCACCAUGUGGCCGAGCACAGCCUGAGCCGCUUGCGGAAGCGCGGCGUGGAUAUCGACGUGGAGCCACCGCUGCAUCAGGCCCUGGUACUGCUGCAGGACAUGGCGGGCUUUGCACCCUUUGUCAACCUGCAGGUCUGACUUGCCCGCUGAUGGGGCACAGCUGGACUGUGUUGCGGGGCCUAUGAACUGUAGGGAAAUUGGGCUGUGGGGUGCCUCUGGUGAGAGACCAAUGCCCUGCCCCACUCUGGAGCUUCAAAUAAAGAGCUUUUUACCCCUU
Molecule: messenger RNA, 1274 nt
Organism: Manis javanica (Malayan pangolin)
Lineage: Eukaryota; Metazoa; Chordata; Mammalia; Pholidota; Manidae
Gene: FBXL15
Product: F-box and leucine rich repeat protein 15
Biological process (GO): SCF-dependent proteasomal ubiquitin-dependent protein catabolic process
Cellular component (GO): SCF ubiquitin ligase complex; cytoplasm
Molecular function (GO): protein binding
Source: RefSeq, a predicted model, not a curated record